GGUUAGCAUUUGUUCUCUGGAAGAAGAGUGAAGCAGCAGAGGGAGGAGCGGCAUUAAAAAUGCAGAUCUUCGUGAAAACCCUAACGGGGAAGACCAUAACCCUCGAGGUCGAAAGCAGCGACACCAUUGACAAUGUCAAGGCUAAGAUUCAAGACAAGGAAGGCAUCCCUCCGGAUCAGCAGCGUUUGAUUUUCGCCGGAAAGCAACUUGAAGAUGGAAGGACCUUGGCGGAUUACAACAUCCAGAAGGAAUCAACCCUUCACCUUGUCCUCAGGCUUCGUGGUGGCAUCAUCGAGCCUUCCCUCAUGGCUUUGGCUCGCAAAUACAACCAGGACAAGAUGAUUUGCCGCAAAUGCUAUGCUCGUCUGCACCCUAGGGCUGUGAACUGCCGUAAGAAGAAGUGCGGUCAUAGUAACCAGUUGAGGCCUAAGAAGAAGAUCAAGUAAAUUCUGGGUGAGAUAUUGUUGGUCUCUACUUUCGUUUUGUUGGACUUAGAACAGUGACUUGUUUGGUAUUUAUCGUUUCUGGUUUUGAUUAAUGUUAAUUGUUUUGAGACAAUAGUUUUGAACUAGUCAAUUAUAUUUUUAUGAUGCCAUUUUGAUCUUAGUCAAUUAUAAUGUUAUUAUGACAUUUUGAUCUGUCUCAAGUUGUAUUUCAUGUUUUGGCAAUGGA
Molecule: messenger RNA, 672 nt
Organism: Glycine soja
Lineage: Eukaryota; Viridiplantae; Streptophyta; Magnoliopsida; Fabales; Fabaceae
Product: ubiquitin-60S ribosomal protein L40
Exons: 4
Coding region: 60-446 (128 amino acids)
Biological process (GO): protein ubiquitination; modification-dependent protein catabolic process; translation
Cellular component (GO): nucleus; ribosome; cytoplasm
Molecular function (GO): structural constituent of ribosome; ubiquitin protein ligase binding; protein tag activity
Source: RefSeq, a predicted model, not a curated record